Molecule: messenger RNA, 24095 nt
Organism: Diabrotica virgifera virgifera (western corn rootworm)
Lineage: Eukaryota; Metazoa; Arthropoda; Insecta; Coleoptera; Chrysomelidae
Gene: Ser
Product: protein jagged-1b
Exons: 18
Coding region: 113-4000 (1295 amino acids)
Biological process (GO): cell communication; Notch signaling pathway; multicellular organism development
Cellular component (GO): membrane
Molecular function (GO): Notch binding; calcium ion binding
Source: RefSeq, a predicted model, not a curated record
CGAACGGAACUGAUACAGAGGGACAGUUUGAUGGUAAAGUAUUAGUGCGGGCGCGCGAAUGUUGUGAGUCAGAUGCCGAAGGCGACGUUUCGGAAAAUCUUAAGGCCUGGUGAUGAUGUGCAGUGUAAUGUGGCGGUUGCUGUGUAGGAGCAUGACACAUGGAUAUUUGUUGCAAUUUUUCCUGCUGCUUUUGAUGCUUCUUCAGUGUACGCAUGGCUCCGGAAUCUUCGAACUCCAAGUCCUGGAAAUGUCUAACCCGCGUAGCGAACUAUCCAACGGGGAAUGCUGUGGGGGCGGUGUCCGGUCGCCCGUCACAAAUCGGUGUUCUGUUCCGUGUCAAACAUUCUUUAGACUGUGCUUGAAAGAAUACCAGAGUAACGUGACCAGCAAUGGACUGUGCUCCUUCGGAAAUACCUCCAGCCACGUCAUAGGCAGGGAUUCCUUCACCUUAGCUGAUCCAGAUAGAGGGAAGUUGGUGUUGCCUUUUACGUUUCGAUGGACGAGGUCGUUUACACUGAUUCUUCAGGCUGUGGAUCAUAACAAUUUUUCAUCACCCGUUUCCAACAACAUCAUUGAAGAAGCCACCUACUCCGGUAUUAUAGACCCCAGUCCGGAAUGGCAUACUCUUAACCAUAGAGGACCUCGUGCACGGCUGACAUACAGAGUGCGCGUCAUAUGUGAUACGCAUUACUACAAUUCCACGUGUACAAAAUUUUGCCGACCAAGAAACGAUUCUUUCGGCCAUUUUAUCUGUGAUCAGACCGGUGAGAAGCAAUGUAUAGACGGGUGGAAAGGAGCGACAUGCGAAACAGCUGCUUGUAAACCGGGUUGCCACCCAAUUCACGGAAAAUGUGAAAAUCCUGGGGAAUGCAUAUGCCGACCUGGUUGGAGAGGAGACUACUGUGAUCAAUGUGAACCCUAUCCAGGAUGCAAGCACGGAUACUGCAAUGGAUCUUCGUGGCAAUGCAUAUGCGACACAAAUUGGGGAGGAAUUUUAUGUGAUCAAGACCUAAACUACUGCGGUACGCACGAGCCCUGUCUAAACGGUGGCACUUGUGAGAACACCGCCCCCGAUAACUACCUGUGUACGUGCCCCGAGGGUUUUUCUGGUGCUAACUGCGAGAUCGUAGACAAUCCCUGCGCCCCGGCGCCAUGCCUGCACGGCGGCACCUGCAUCGAGGCCGGGGGCUCUUUCAGCUGUGAGUGCGGCAAUGGAUGGACGGGACCCACCUGCAAUAUUGAUUUUGAUGAAUGUGCUUCAGCUCCUUGCCAAAAUGGCGGUUCCUGCAUUAAUCUAGAAAACUCCUUUAUGUGCAAUUGUUCCAGCGCCUGGGAAGGCAACGUUUGUCAGUUUGACGCCGACGAAUGUCUCAAUAAUCCCUGCAUUAAUGCCGUAUCAUGCACCAAUCUAGUAGGCGAUUAUCAUUGCAAAUGCAGAGUGGGCUGGAUGGGAAAAAACUGUGAUCAGAACAUCAACGAUUGCGUUGGCCAAUGUCAACAUGGUGCAACUUGUAUCGAUUUAGUCAACGAUUACCAUUGCGCUUGUAAGCCCGGAUAUACAGGGAGAGAUUGCCACACCGAUAUAGAUGACUGCGAAUCAAAUCCAUGCAAAAACGGUGGAGAAUGUGUAGACCAAGUAAAUGGAUACAAGUGUAUCUGCCCUGUAGGAAUCACUGGCCACGAGUGUGAGAACGACUAUGACCACUGCAAUCCAGAUCCCUGCCAAAAUGGUGCUCCCUGUUUUAAAACUCAAUCUGACUAUUACUGUCAUUGUCCAGAGGUAUGGCAAGGAAAAAACUGUAGUCAAGCCAAAGUUUUGUGUGAUGGCACUUCUUGCGAUGAGGGAAUUGAGAGCUGUGUAGUAGUUUCAGUAGGAGGAACCAGGAUUUCUGCACCAAGCGUUUGCGGUGAACAUGGCCAUUGCGUAAAUCAAGCCGGCGUCGGACAUAAAUGCCAGUGCAAACCAGGUUAUACGGGGAAAUACUGCCAUGAAAACAUCAACGAUUGUAAAGUAAACCCUUGCGAAAAUGGCGGUACCUGUGUGGACAAAGUCAACGCUUUCCAGUGCAUUUGUAUCGAAGGAUGGGAAGGUGCUUUAUGCAGUAUAAAUACUGAUGAUUGCUCUCCUAAUCCUUGCCGCAAUAAUGGAACCUGCAUCGAUGGCGUCGCUGACUUCGAGUGUGACUGCAACGACGGAUGGAAAGGCAAAACUUGUUCCUUGAAAGAUAGUCACUGUGAUCAUUCCACGUGUAAAAAUGGCGGAACAUGUCAGGACUUGGGAAACACCUUUAUAUGCAGAUGUCCACCAGAUUGGGAAGGAACAACAUGUCACUUGGCCAAACAAACAGCGUGCAAAUCAAAUCCCUGCUUGAACGGAGGAACUUGCGUCAAUACCGGUGACUACUAUCAAUGCAUUUGUAGAGAUGGAUUUGAGGGUAACCAUUGUCAAGAAGACGUCAACGACUGCAGUCCGCAACCUUGUUACAACGGAGGAAAAUGUAUUGAUGGCGUUAACUGGUUCCUUUGCGAAUGUGCACCAGGAUUUACUGGACCUGAUUGUAGAAUCAAUGUCAACGAAUGUGCUUCGAAUCCUUGCGGAUAUGGUGGCACAUGUAUAGAUGAUAUUGGAGAUUUCAAAUGCAUUUGUCCUCCAGGAAGAAAAGGAAAGAGAUGCAACCUUAACGACUUGACGUAUCUCCCAUCACCUGGUAGCUGUCCGUGGAAUAGUCACACUCUUGAAAACAACGUCACGUGGCAACACGAAUGCAAUACAUGCAUGUGUAACAAUGGCAUAGUUAAAUGUACAAAAGUUUGGUGUGGACUUAAUAACUGUAGGUCUAACCAACAAAAUAUGUGCACCUUAACACAAGUCUGCGUUCCAUCCGCUCUAGAGUCUUGUCUUUCGCCCCCUUGCCUUCCCUACGGUGAAUGUAGAGACCUAGAAAGUGGAAGAAGAGUCAAACCACCUUCGGUACCCACACCCAGUACGUGUUGGCCGAAUCAAGCUGUGCUCAGUAACACGUGUGCCAGACUGACAUUGUUAGUGGAUAGAAUCAAACUUCCACAAGGAACUACGGUUGAAGGAUUAUGUGGAGACUUGAGAAGGUUGCUUGCAAAUCAGCAGGCGAUCGAAGGUCUUCAAGAUUCAUUGGUGCUUCUUUGUGACUUAAAGACGGGUUACAAUGAUACAGUAGAAGUAACACUAUCUGGGGAUCGUUGGGUGCUGGAUGGAAUUCGAGUUGUUGGCGAAGCUAUAUCCAGGAAACAAACAAGCCUUCUGGGAUUAGCCUCCAUCGUAGAAGUAAAGGUAGAAACUGCUCUUGUAUCAGGAGAACAACAAAGUAACUCGUACCUCAUCGCUUUGGUUUGUUUAAUUAUAAUCGGAUUAUGCGCAGCUGCGUUUGCUGCUGUUCUGUAUAUACGACAACGAAGAAGAAAUCUUGGACUUAGCGGCGUCAACUUGUCGCCUUCCACCGAUGCUUGCCAUAGAAAUCACGAAGAUGAAAAAUCGAAUAAUUUACAGAACGAAGAAAAUUUAAGAAGAUAUGCCAAUCCUCUUAAAGACGAUGUAGGUAGCUUAGCCAGCAUAAACUCAUUGGAUAUGCCACGCGUCAGCGUAGUUCGACCAAUGUCUAGCAUUCUUCCCCACGACAGUUCCAGCGAGAUGUUAGAAAUGAUCUCAGAAAUCGACUGUCCAGGCUCACGAAAGACAAUGCUGGUGUUACCUAGCACCAGCGCUUCAGACACGGGUCUAAAGCUUCACGAAGGUGUCAAAGUGACUGAGGGCCUUAACAGCGCCCACCGCAGCAGCCAAAUAAUGCUUUACAAAGCCCAAAAUCCGGACGUUCGGAAAAACACUGCCGCUUUCGAUGAUUCAUCGGGACACAAGGACUUUAGUAAAAAUAUUAUUAAUGUUAAUAAGCAAAGGACUUCACAACAUCAGAUGCAGCAACAUCAGCAGCAGAGUAGUAGUGCGGAUGUGCUAACGGUACUUGUCUGAAGGCCAGUGUUUUUAAAUGUAUUGUGGUAACUUAAUAUGGGGUCCCAAACUCCAUCGUUAACUGAUUAAUGUUAACAAAAUGAACCUUAUUUAUUAUAAAUUUGCGAUGACAACACCAAAUAGGUGCAAGAGUAUGUAUUUCAGUACAAGUCGACAGAAAAAUCUGAAACCGCCAAGGUCAGACCGAUUGAAAAUUUGGUUACGCGACGUUGUCAGAUCAAUCGGAUUUCAAAUGUUUUUCUGUUUUUUGUUACCUGUUUCACAGUGAAAUUUCCUUCUGCUUCCUCCUGAGUAAAUUUUACUAUAAUUUCACUGGAUUGUGCACUUCUUAGUGUCACAUUUUUCACUUCCCAGGCAACCAAACGACGUUUUUAUAACGUAGAUAACACGUCAUAAAAAUGACCAAUUGACGUGUUUCUAUGACGUAGUACUAACGUUGAAAAUCACGUGUAUUUGUCUCAUCGAUUUGACGUCAUAAUUGUGACGAUUUUAAAACGUAAUGGUAUCUACGUUUUUUCACGUCGGUAAAAUCACGUCUUUAAUACUUUCAAAAAGUGACCUCUUUCAGAUGUUUCAAAAUAGUAUCAAAAAUAGGUCCAUAACAUGAAACCUAUAGGCCUACGUCCCAUGUGUCGAAGAUAUAAAUACUACCACUUGUUUAAGAUCUCUUGUGCGCUAGGCUAGAAGCAUAAUUGAUUCUGCAUGAUUGUACCAGCCCUCACAUUAUAGAAUUUUCACUAGUUAUAUAUACCUACUUGCUGUGUCAAAACUGAAACAACAUAUAUGGAACUAAUAAAUAAUUUAUUAACAAAUUAUCCAGCAUACUUAAUAUCUUAAUUUAACGCUUAAUUAAAAACAAAUAAACAUAACCUCAAAUAGUUGUCAAGAAGAAUUACUGCAUUAAACUAACUCACUGAGCAAAAACACAUAAAAAUCUCUUAAUUUACACGUUUCUUCAACUAAAUAUCUAAAUGAAAAGUCUUAUUUUAUCACACAAGACACAAACCACGUAAACAAUAAAUGAGAAAUGUCUUAUGAACGUUUAGCGUUACCUAUACCGAAACGAAAUUGUUUGGAGUCAAUACAAACAAGCAAGCUCCUUCCAAUUUUGUGACGUCAGUCUUGGCCUCUCUGAAAUUACAACGUUUUUUAAACGUAAUUUUUACGUCCUUAAUCUUACGUUUUUAAAAUCACCUACAAAAGACGUCUAUAUGACGUAAUGUUCAAACACGUGUUAUAUUCAACCAAAAACUGACGUUUUCUCAACGUUAUAUGACGUUUUUUGGUUGCCUGGGUUGUAACAUUCAUUUUUAUUAAAAACAUUUAAAAUGUAUAAAAUGUAUAAUAAAUAUCAGUAUUGGAUGAUUUUAUCUGGCAAUGUCACAAAAGCAUUGAUUUCGUGCACAAUGCAUUUUAAAUGGAUGUUUAUUCUUUGCACCUUUGCGAUCUUUGAUUUACUACCUGAGUUACCUUCAAAAUAUCAGAUAUUUCUAUACAAUUAUAAUGCAAAUUUUGAGAGAACUUAACAAAUAUGAAAUUUUAACAGCAAUUGUUUAGCAAGCAAGCUCAGUAGCGCAAAUAGUUCAUUUCGCUCAGCUCAUCAACAAUUUCUUUUGCUCUAGAUUAGAUGAAGUUUGCCUACAACAACUCUAUACUACUUUGUAAACUUUACUUCAUCAGUGAUAUGUGAAAACUUACUUAGUGUAGACAAGGUUUUAUACGCAGGCUAUCCAGAAUGUACCUACGUUACGUUUUGGAAUAGAAAAAAAAAUCUAUUACAAGAAAAAUAUUUUAUUAUAUGCAUUUGAAAGAGACACUCAAAUACUAUUUUUCUACAUAAUCACCCCAAUAAAUUCAGACACUUUUCAUAGCGGUGAACUAACUUUGAAAUACCAUUGUCAUAAAAUUCUACCGCCUGAGACUUCAACUAGGCGUUCAAAGCCGUCCCGUAGCUCAGCAUUCAGCCCUGUGAUGUAACAAACCCGCUAUAAAUAACGUGUACACAUUAUGUUAACAUAACGUUUGAUUAUAACAGCCUGUAUAACGUGUUGCCAAAAAUUAGAUGUGAUGUAUCAUGUUUUUAACGUGCACCAUGUUAUUUUCAAAACGUUAAAGUAUCGUUUUGCGCGACAAGAAUAACAGUAUACAGAAAUUGAAUACGUUAGAGGAAGACAGACAUAAACAUGCAGCGUGCGGCGAAGUACGCAUCUUGUGCAUCGCACUUGCACAUCUGGCCUGGCCCUGGCACCAAAACCAAGAUGUUAUUUGAUUGAAAUUCCCAGCCCUCGGCCCGUGAGGUGUUCUUUCUAUUGUGCAUUGUGCAGUUUAUUUAAUUUUUGUUUGUCGUGUCGUUUCAAGGAUUGAAAUAAGCAACAAAACGAACAUUCAAAUGGAUUUACCGAAUCUGGCCAAACUGGUCUCUUAUAGUCUGUAUGUUUUCUUCAUUUACAUGAAUAAAAUGUUUUUGUUUACAAAUAACAUAACCUCAAAAAUAAUACACUAUUUCUAAAAAAUAACUUUACAAACCUUCUAAUAGCAUCAUCUAAUUAUUUUAAUAACCCGACGUUUACAAUUUGACAAAAUUCUGGACUAAAUUGUCCAUUUUUUAUAUUUAUUUAUUCUUUAUACUACACGUUAUUUUAUACCAAGAGGUUAAGUAGGUGGCGUUAAGUUGAACCUGUUAUGUUACCAGAUAACGGCUACACGUUAUGAGAUAACGCUUUUAAGAAACGUUAUCUGUCAUACCCUAUCGUUAUCACAUCAAUUUGUAGAAUUUAACGUAAAUGCAGGAUAACGUGCACGUUAUUUGUAACGUGUUUGAUACAUCACAGGGGUGAUUGUCAUCAAAGCUUGCAAGCCAGUUCUUCAUUGCUCGAAGCAAGUGGUGGUCACUAGGUGCAAGAUCCGGACUUUACGGCGGAUGAGGAAACAUCUUCCACUUGAAUUGAAGAGACAAGUUCAUCAGUCACAAUACUUGACUGUCCACUUCGUUCUUCAUCGUGCACAUUGGUUCGGCCAUUUUUGAAUUUAAUGCACCAUUUACGCACUCCACCUUCAGUCAUCACAUCUUUUCCAUAAACAGUACAAAUUUCGCGAUAAAUUUCAAUUGGCUGGCUGUUUUUAGCCAACCAGAACCAUAUUAUUAGCUGAUUGCCAUCUGGUGACCCUUCAAAAUACUCAGAAAUGGUUUCUUAAACUAAUACAUAUAUGGAAAACGAAAAACAUAUCCCUCAGACCAACUUUUUCAUGAAACUCAGAUUCUUGAUGUUCGGCAAUUGUACUGCUUAGAGCUACUUAAAAAAGCAUGUUUGUGCUUUAAAUACUUUUUUUACGUUUAUUUUAUUGUAAGUAAACUUAAAUUGUAAAUUAUUGUAAUAACUAUUGAUUUGAAUAAAGGUAUAUUAUAUUAGAUUAUCGCACCUCACAACUGGCGGGGUUUUCGAUAGCGGCACACAUUUCACACAGCUGUUGUAAAAUAACGAGAAUAGACAGUGACUUCGCUUUUGCACAGCUGGCCAGCUACUGAACGGAGGAACGCCAAAAUGCUAAGAUAGCCGCUCUAGCCCCACCCCUAGCGGCUACAGAUUAAAACGUACUAAAUUUCUGGAUAGCCCUCGUACAUUAAGCAAAUAGUUUUCUUUGGUAUUUAUGUUCAUUUUAUUUAUGAUCUUAUGCAAGGCCAGCGAUAACGAGCCUGCAAGGGAUGCACUGCAGGCGGGCGCCCCUGUUUGGGGGGCGUCAAAAUGACCUUAUUCUCUGCCGGUACUAUACAAAAUACUAAUUUAAAAGAAACCGAAGGGCGCCUAUGCUUCUUUUGCAGGCGGGCGCCUUAUACUCUAGCGCCGGUACUGAUCUUAUGUACCUAUCAUGUUAUUUUUAUGCUAGUAAUCUCCUAUCGCCAAUUUAUAAUAAAUGAGGUUCAAAAAUCAAACCCAUUGGGAAUGCGUCAGAUAAUUUUAAAUCAUGUCUUUGUUCAUGUUAAAGUUGCAGGAAAAAUAGAAACAUCUAUUUAAUAUUUUUAUUAAGAGUUUUUUCUGGAACUACUUUUUUGUGUCUGUGAGAUACUUUUUAUUUCCUUUAUUAUAGAGGGAGAAUGUAUAUAUGUAUACAAGAUUAAAGCAAUCUUAUGAACAAUUUUUAUCCGAUGUCAUAAAAAUUGUAAUAGGAGUCGACUGAAUAAUUUUCUCAGCUGCUCGAAAUUUAAAAAAUGUUUAAAAUUUUUAAUAAAAGUUGGCACUCAACAAUAAAAAGUCCCUUAUUUCAGAAAAAUAUAAAUUGGUAUAUUAAGUCGUGGUUGAUUAUGACAUAAAAUAUAUUGAGAGUACAAUUUUCUGCAAACAUUUAAUGUACAAGCCUUUUGUAUUUAUGAGUAAUUCGGUGAUGUCGCUGAGGGUGAAUUAUACACUAAUUUUAAAGGUUUUUAGUACACAUUUUAAAUAAUAUUAUCAUUGGCCAAAACAAAUUCAGUACCAACAUAUAACUUAAAACAAAAUGAAGAUAAUUAAUCAAAAUUUUCUAAUUUAUCUAAGUAAAUCUUAAUUUACGAGUAAAUGUUAAGAAAUGUUAAUUUACGAGUAAUUGUUUUUUUGUAAUUUUUUUGAGCCGAAAAUAUGGUUUAACAAGCUAUCUAAAAGACUCAUUUAUGGGAUCUACCUGUUUUAUCCCUUAUUUAUAUGAUUCCAUUCCUCUAAUAAUAGUAUCCCGCUAAACUGAAUAUUAAAAAGCCUCUUAGAUAUCUAGUUAGACUUUCAAAUGCGCCGAUUUUAUAUAUUUUCCCUCGUUAUGUAGUAUUCCCAAAGUAUAUUAUUUAGAAAGGAUAUUACUUUUCUUUCUUGGUUGUUUAUUUCUUCUAUUGUGUCGUCUACAUUCCCUUCUUUGUAAUGAUCAAACCCAAGAACUUAUAAUCAAGUAUAUUCAAAUGGGAAAUAAGCCACAAUUUUACCUAAAAAUGAUUUUAUUAACGUUUCGACGCCCAAGUCGGGUGUCGUUGUCAAAAUACAAAAUAAUACUAAAUAAACAAAAAUGGUGUUGCUUAGUAAAAAAUUCUUCUAAUAAUUUAUUUAAUCUGACUCAUUUAUAUCGGCAAUUCAGACACGUAUUAUACAUUUUAAAGUAGACGACUUUAAAAUGAUAUUGCCAAUAUUGAUGAGUUGCAUUAUAAAUAAAAUUGUGGCUUAUUUCCCAUUUGAAUAUACUUGAUUAUAAAAAUGCCACAAGAAAAUAGCUUCAGAACAACACCAAGAACUUAUAUGUGUCAAAAUGUCUGACAAUUUCUCUAUCUUCCAAUGCGAGGUCUUGCUGUAUCCCAUUCAUACACUGUUUUUCUUUCUUUCUUAUGCUUAGUUCAAGCCUCCAUUUUUUAUAUUCCUCAACUAAUAUCCUUGUCAUAUAUUCAAUAUCUUCAUACUCUUAUGCUAUUACUAGUUGGUCAUCUGAAAAUUAUAAUGUCUAUAUAGUAAUUUUUGUUUAACGGCAAUCCCAUAUUUUUGCAUUUGCUUUUCUAAAGGUUUGAAUGAAAGUAGUGAAUGGUCAAUAGUGACAUCAUCAUCCAGCUUCUUCUUUUGUCCACUGAAUCCCGCUCUUGUCUCAAUCGUGACAUAUCUGCCCUGAAUCCCACUUGUUCUUCUGCUUUUAUAUCUUUAUAUUUAUUUUAUAUUCUACCUUUAAUCACUUUUCCGUAUAUUCUACUGACUUAGUUUGCCACAGCUAUGCCUCUAUAGUUGUCAUUGCUCUCCUUUCUUGUCACUGCCGUCCUUUCUGCCUUUCUUGUGAAUGGUAGAUAUGAAUGAUGUCUCAAUUCUUCUGGGAUUUUCGCUCCGUUUAAUGCAACUUAGAAUCCUAAGGGAGUGGUAUAGUUGUAGCUCAGUAAAUAUUUUCAGAACAGCCUCUAAUAAGGUACGGAUAGCUGUGAUGAUAGCCAACCUCCAAUAAGAGAAGGAACUACAAGAAGAAGAAUGCAACUUUCGUAAAGUUGGUCUAGUCUUUCAUAUAGUUUUGCUUUGCCGUAUUUUAUUAGUUCAGAAGGGUGUUUCCUGGGCCAGCGCUUUAUUUUUUUAACGAUUACAUACCUUUUCUACUUCCUUCGAUGUUAUUCGUCUAAGUGAGGCUAGACUAUAUAUAUUAGGGGUUUAGUUCUUAUCUUUAAAGUCUGGUGGGUCUUCAUUUAAAAAUUUUUCGAAGUACUCAUCCCAUCUAUCAGUUUAUAUAUUGAUAUGCAUAUUAUGCAUGUGCAAAUAAAGCAGGUGUAAUAUGUUUGUUCACAAAAAUACCAAAAAUAUUAAAAAUGUAGUUACGUUUGUGUGACCCUAAGCCCACGAGUUGUAAUUGGUGAUAUUAUGUCUCUGUUCUAUUCCUCUCGUAGUGAUUUGCGCGCGCUCAAUAUACGUGGUAGGUAUGUCAUGUGUGCGCGCAUCAAUGUGCGUUUAAAACCAGUGGCGGCUCGUGAUUUUUACAAUAGGGGAGACUAUACCUAACUCUAAAAUAUCUAGACAAAUUUGCACUAGCAAACAAAUGCGCCAAUAAAUGUAAUAUAAGGCCCCAUUUUUUAUUUACAUUUCAUAAUAUCAUCAUAAUUCAUAAUUUCAUAAUAUAUCAUUUUAAAAAUAAUUAGUUUAAUUAUAAAAGUUUAAUACCAAAGUUUGUGUCGUUUAUUUGUUAACAAUUCCAUCUUUGUAAGUAGAUAUGCAUAUCAAAAUAAAUACAGAUUUGAAGUUUUGCAGUUCAUACAGGUUGAAGAUUCACAUUUUUUCUUUUUUAAGAUACUUAACUGAAUUUUUUUAAUUCUAAACGCGGCUUACUGCGAAUCCAAAAACAUGACAAAUUACCGAUAUUUUGCUUUGCGUUACAAAUAUCGGAAAAAGUUGUUUGAACAAGUUGUUCCAAAUAUUAUUCUAACCCCAAAUACCAAAUUACAAAAUUCGCACUUUUAGUUUUUUCAUCAUUUUUAGUCAUGACCCCAGGGUUCUGCCUAUAAUAAUAAUAAAAAAACUGAGGCGGAAUCAUGCGUUCUAAUGCUAAUGCUCCGUGCGUAUGGAUAUUUAGUGAUAAUAUGAAAUUUACACGUUGUAUAAUAGUGAGAGUGCUUGUUGUUUUUCUCGAUUCAAGAUAAACAAAACAGUGUAGCGUGUGUGAACAAUUUAUGGGGAGGCUAAGCCUCCCUUGCCUCCUCUGACGAGCCGCCACUGUUUAAAACUAUCGGGAGCUCACGCAUCGUUGAACGCGUAUUUACUUGAAUAUAAUUCCUAAAAUUUUAAAUGAGUUUUGCUAACGUCUUAUUCCUUAUGUACUUUUUACACUAAUACACUUUAUACUCCUAGUUCUUAAAAAUAUAAGUACCUAUAAAAAAAUACUGAAAAAUUCAGUUUUUUCUAGUGCUGUAGUUAUUUAGAUCUAGUACAAUUUACUCAGUGACAUCGUCGAAUUACCUCUAAAUAUUAACAGAAUAUCGAUUUAUUAUAAAAAAAUAAAAUUUCACUACUUUCUUUUCACGAUAAUUUAUUCUGUAUAAAAAAUAAUUUUGUAAUUAAAAGUUACUUAAUCUUUUUAGCAAACAAAAACGAAAUUAAGUAGUACUAAAAAUCGAUAUUCUUUGUCCUAGUUCUCUUGUGCAAUUGUAGAUUUAGAAGAAGAUUUUAUAUAUUUUUAUACUUUCAACAAACCUAGUUGUCUAAAUACUCUUAUAACUCUAAUCCAAUAGUUUCUUUAAAUAUAGACCAAAUUUGAUUCCAAAAUGUUUAUAUCUACAUUUUUUGUUCCAAAAAUUGGUGAUUUUAAUGUCUAUAUUUGAUGGAAUACCUAUAUGGAUUUAGAUAUAAUGAAUGAAGGUACAUUCCAGAAUGCUGGAAUGCUACUAUUUGUAGAAUGUCUUCUUGAAUUAUGAAAUGCGUUAAAUAAAAAAAAUACAAUUUUAAUUUAUGAUUUUAUGCGUAAUACGUGCUUAUGUUUCCUAAAAUUAAAUAAUUUUGUACAUAGAAGUGAAAUCAGGCUAAGUAGAAAAUCAUGUGUUUAAUUUAUUUUUAUCGAAAGUUUUUAAGUUGUCAUUUGUCUACAUCUUCUGUGUUAGAAAUUACGUUGUAAUUUUUCGUAUUGAAAAACAAAUUUUAUGGUUCAAGAAUAUUUCUUCCUAGAAAAAAAUGUUUAUUUGUAAAUAUUUCUUGAUGAGUUGGAUCCCUAGAGAUUUUAUAGCAGACUGUAAGUAAGAAUAUUCUAUAAAGAACUCUAACAAAGUGAUAUGUGGAGAAUUUGAUCUCGUGAUGAAUGAAACCUGGUGACGCAGAUAUAAUAAGUUUUAAAAAAUAGUGUGAUAUUAUUUAAUAUUUUUGAUUUGUUUUUAUCAAUACGGAGUGAGACAAAAGAAUUUCCGAAACAUGCAAUUUCUGAUCCUAUUGAAUCUUUUAACAUUACUUGAUAUUAGUAUAAAUCAUAUAAUAUACAUAACCUGUUUUUUGAUAUUUUAUUUAUUAAAGAAAUUUAAACCUCUGUGGUGUAUAAAAAUUCUUCUUAUUUGGGCGCCGUACGGUACGCAGUGUGUACGCGUUAAUACUGGAAGUCGAAUGUACAAUGAUCUUUCUUACGCUCUUCUUAUCAUACUCAAAAUCAUAUAUAGGAGAUGUUAUUUCGUAGAAUAUGGCAAGUAUGAAAUAUUUCGCUUGAGAGAUGAGAUCUACAUCACGAUUAUGUUUGGACAUUAGCUCUUCUUAGGAUCACAACACUUUUUGUUGCAUGGUGCUAAAACACCAGCUCCAGGUCUACGUUAAAGUGACCAGGUCUCACUUUCGUACAUGAGGAUAGGUCAUAUGUAGCAUUUCAAGAUCCCGAGUCUAAGGUUUAAAGGAACUUUACGGUUAGGGAGGUAUUUAUAAAAUUUAACGAAGAUGUUUCUAGCCUUUGCUCUCUUAGCUUCACUUCCAGGUUACAAUCCCCCUUGCUGUUUAAGGUAUUAAGCUCCAAGGUAUUUAAAUAUGUCUACCCGUUUAAUAGCUCUAUUAUUUAUAUUAAACUGACGUCUAUUAUGGUCAUAUCGUCAGCAUAUCUUAAGUAUUAAUAGGAACACCAUUAACUUUAAGAUAAAUUUGACCAUAAAUGUUGAACAGUAGUGGGAGAGAAUACAACAUUGUCUUACGCCUUUUCUUAUCGCCAUUUCUUAUGUGUAGGUAGGUAUUGGCAGUUGGUGAUCUUUAGUUCCACUUGUUAAUUCCAAUAUAAAUUUUAGUACUAUAUCGGGUACUCUCGCUUUCUAUAUACGUCACCAGCAUCGAUAAGCAUUGUAUUCGUUAUUUUUCCCUACUUUCUAUCACUUGUUCUAUGUUCUACGUUGCGAGAUAGUAUAUUGUUUAUUUGAAUAUAUAUGUAAAUAUAAACCGUUUUUAGGCGUCAAUGCCCUUCCGGUAGGGAUCUAUUGGGGAGUAUCACUGAGCCGCAAGCCUGUAACCCUUGCCGAUCUGCUCCCCAAUAUGUAGGGCAUAUAUAUUUGAAUAUGUACUUUUAUUUAAUUGAUUUUAUGACUCGGUGGGUUGGCGGAUUUACUUCAAUCUGAGAAGAUUCCUGAGUUCAUGGUUCGAGUUUUUAAAUAUAUAAAAAGACACAGAUCCACAGUGAAUCGUUGGCUUUCUGAGAGAACUGGAAUAUUCAUAGACUCUUGUAUCCUUUGCUUCCGAAAAUGAUAAUUCAGCUGUUUUUAAUUGGACCAAUAUCAUAAUAGAAAUCUUUCUGUUUUUCUUUCAGCUACAUUACCUUUAAUUAUAAUAAUUAUUUUGAUAACCUCGCCCUUUGUCUGUUUAUGUGUCCAAAAUGUAAGGAAUUCUGGGUUGAUCUGUGUGAGUAGUAUCGAUUUGUAUCUUUCAUUGAUGAUAAACUUUGCUUGGAUAAGAGAUUAGUAGGUAGUCUCUGGUAGUUGCUGCAAUCGUGAAAUCUAUUGCUGAACCUUUUUUGUAGGAGGAAUAAAAGUGAGCCUACACCAGCAAUUUGGCCAAUUUCUAAUCUUUUACAUUUCUUUACAGAUUUAAAACAUUACUUCAUUUCCUAUUUUUUUUCAUUUCUUUUAUUCCAUAGUUUCUCUGAUCCUACACAAUUUAAGUAGGUAUAUUGGAUGUGCAUAUCUUGUUGUCUAACUAAUAGGUCAAAUACUAAUAUAUAGGUCUAAAUACCUCUGAUAAAAUAAUUAUCUGGCAUUUUAACUACUAGUCAUAUUUUUUAAUAGAAUAGAAAAAAUAUAAAAUUCGCAUUUUUGGUUGAUAUUGGCUUCUUGUAUACCCUCUUUGUAUUACUUGACAUACAUUAUUUUACACAUCUUGGUCAUCUCUGCUGUCCACUCUUUUUAUAGUUUAAUUUAUUAAACUCUUCAUUCGUCUUUGUAAUAUUCAGAAUUUUGAAACAUUGUUUUUAUUUCUGGUUUUGGUUUAUCGGUAAUACAGAAAAAAAUUGUGCUUUCUUUAGAAAUAUUUUUAAUGCCAGUAAUAUUCUCAAUUCUUUUCUCUCCAUAUACAAUUAUUGAGACAUUUUACCAGUUAGUUUUAUUUAUUCCACAAAUAAAUUUGCUACUUAUUUAUUGUACAUUUUUCCUACAAUAGGGUUUGUAGGGUCUGUAGGUCAAUAGGGUCUGUAGGGUUUCCUACAUUUUUUGGUUAUUGUUUUCUUGUAAUACAGAUAACUUUUUGGGCUUUUAUUAGAAUGGACUGUCAUAUUUUUAAUCUUUCCUUGGGAGUUUACAGAGUGUUUUCAAUUUAUUUACUAAUUUAUAUAUAAUAUGCGCAGAUUUUUCAAUGGUUUAAGUCUAGGUAAUAUUAGUAAAAAUUUGUUAAAUAAUAGAGUAAAAUAAGAACAGAAGUUACUAUCCAAUUCUUUUGUCUCAAUCUGUAUGACUUGUUAGAAGUUUCAAAUUAUUUUUAUUUAAAAUAAAAGUUCUGUAGAUCAGAAUAAACAUGUACAUAAUAAUAUUUGUUUUUUUAUUUUGUAUUUAUUGUACUAUUGUUCCUGAUUUUAUAUUUACUUCAUAAGUUGUCUUUUUUUAACAUAAGUCAUUCCUAUAGAUGUUUCAGUUCUUCAUAUUUAUUUUGCUUCUAGUAUCAUCGGCGGCGUUUAACAUGAUGUACCAAAGUAAUCCUACAGAAUUUUGCUAUAGUUUAGAAACAAGUUACAAUUUUUUAUUUUCAAUCUCAUUGUGUUUGCGCAUGUAUUUCGUCAUAAUGAUAUGACCGUUACGUACGCCAGAAUAAAAUUGUGUGUAUACAGUUAUGAGCGAGCUAAUAACCGGCAAAAUAACGCAAAAGAUGAAAAACAUCAUAAAACAUCAUACGUUUUGAAAUAAAAAGAGAUGAAACUAGUAGAGGUGUAAAGUAACUGCCACUGUGACAGUUUGACUCCGAUACAUCCAAAGAUGUGAAACUAUCAAAAUAAUGUAAAUUUAUAGGUUUCUAUUGAUAAUUUCCCACCUCUACUAGUUUCAUAUCUUUUUAUUUCACAACGUAUUUAUCUUUUCCGUUAUUUUGUUGGUUAUUAGCGCACUCCCCGCUGUAUAUGUAUAAAAGAUAACUAUAAAAAUAAGAAGUGAAAAUAUAUUGGCAGAAUUUAUUUUAGAAAAAAAUUCCUCACAACUUGCCUUAUGGUUCUUGGCCAUGAUUCUUCGAAAUACGGUUUUAGAAGCAUUCUUCUUCUUGAUGUGCCUAUCCGUGGCGAUCAUCAUAGUAAUCCUUAUCUUAUCUACAGCAACGGCGGAAAAGCUGUACAGGUCUUCCUGGAUCUCGCUUUCCAAAUAUUUUUCCUUGUAGGAUGGUUUGUAGGUCAUAUAUUUCGCAUUAUUUGUCCGAAUAUUGUAACUUUCGAGAUUUGAUGGUGGUUAGUACUUCUCGGUUCUUCCCCAUUCUUCUAAGGACCUCCUCAUCAUAGGCGUAACCAGGAUGAUCCUAAGGGGGGUUACAACUACCUGAAAGGGGGGGGGGGGUUACAACUACUGGAAGGUCUUUGAGGGCUAUGGUGUUAAGCGUAUAGAGCUCAAAGUACAUCCCAAUGGGGGGGUUACAACCCCCAAAACCCCCCUGGUUACGCCUAUGCUCCUCAUUUUUAGAAUAUUAAGAAUUUUUCGAUACAGCCACAUCUCGAUUGCUUCAAAUUUUCUGCACAUAUUUUCGCAAAGGUCCACGAUUCAACACCAUAAAAAAUUACAGAGAAGAUGUAGUAUCGUAACAUUCUUACUUUUAUAUCCUAAGAAGACCCCAUUUGGUUGAAGCUGGAUCUAGCUUUUCCGAUGCAUUUCUUGGUUGUUGGUUGAUUCUUCAUUUAGUAUGGUCCCAAGGUAGUUGCACCGCGUCACUCUUUCUACAUGGGUUUUAUUGAUGUAGGAUUGACCUUCUGUUGUAUUUUUCUUGCUAAUGACCAUAAGCUUUGUCUUUUUUACAUUUAUAUUGAGUCCAUAUUGUUAACUGUAAUUCGUGAUUUUGUUUAUGGGGACUUGAAGGUGUUCUAGGUUGUCCGCAAAUACUAUGGUAUAUAGUAUAUCUGAUGUUUAGUUGGUAUCCUUUUAGUAGAGUACCUUUUUCAGUUUCGAUCAAUAUUCUUUCCGAAUAGAGAUUGAAGGUUAUAGGAGAUUACAGCCUUACCUCAUUCCACGCAUGAUUUUCAAAUAUUCAGUGUGUUCACCUUUAAUUUUCACAUAUUAGUUGUCUUCAGCAUUAAAGUAGGAUACAGUUGUUAGCAUAUUUUACAAAAUUCAAAGUAAAUACAAAAAAAUUUCAUUAGGAGACUCUUCUUCCCUGCCUUCCCUUACCUACGAACGGAGUUAUAUGGGCACACUUUAUAUAAUCCAUAUUUCCUCUGCUUAAUAGAAUCCACUUUUACAGCUUUUUCGCAGUUCUGUUAGAAUUCGUAAAAUACUUGUAGCGUAGACUUUGUAGGAACUGCGUAGGUUGAUUUUGUAGGUACUUUUCUACUCUGACUUAAAUGAUCUUUUAUUUCGCCAUACAUCUACUUCGAAAAUCUAAAACUUGAAUAUUUUGGCCAUGUUAUGUGACAUUCAGAGAGAUAUAAUAUACUCCAUUUAAUAAUACAAGGCAAGGUAGACGGAAGAAAAGGGCCAGGUCGAAGAAGAACGUCAUGGCUUAAAAACCUGAGAGAAUGGUAUAACAGAUCCUCUGCAUCCCUUCUCGGAGCUGCCGUUAACAAAAUUGCUAUAGCCAAUUUGAUAGCCAACGUUCGAUAAUCGAGCACGGCACAUGAAGAAAGAAUACAUCUACUUUUAUGGCUUUUGGAUAGAAGCGCCUGCUGUUGACGCCUCUUUUGUCUCAAGGAAUAAUUGAUGUUGUGCUGCGCUACUCAUGUUCGCUUGCUAAAUGUUUUAUGUCCUUCCUGAACUUUGUCGUGGUUUUCCUAGUCACUUUUUAGUUCCUUUUCAUGUUCAGAAGAAGUAUGUUCUUCUUUUCUAUUUGUUUUGGUUUGUUCCUAGUCCAUUCUUGUAUUACUAAUAAUAAUAAUAGUCUCCCAUUUUAUGCCGCUGUGGCUUUGGGAGUAUAGCAGGGAAGUCUGCUAUAUCUAGGGCCUACGGUAUACAAAGAAGGUAACGGGGCCAGUGCUACGCUUCAAUCGCCUAUUAUUACCCCUGGUUUUACCCAAGGUACUCAUUUUAUUCAGGCUGAGUCGACCUGGGGCCUAUAGACAUUUUAAAAAUGUAUAGCUGUUCUUGCCGGCCGUAGGAUUCGAACUCCGGACCACCGGCACGCGAGCCAAGCACACUACCGCGUAGCUACGCCGGCCCUAUUCAUCUUCCUAUUGGGGAACCGUCUCCCGCAGUUUUUACUACUCUAUGUGUUGUCAUUGGGCUUAUGUGAUCGCUCCAUUUUACUCUUCUGUUUCUUACCUAGUCAUUGAUGUUUUCCAACAAGCAUAUUCCGUCGUAUCUAUGUACUUAUAGCCUCUGUCCCACAUUGUCUUACAUACCAUUGAUUUUUCUACGGGUUUCAUCUCAGCAUUAUUUUUGUCCUCUCUUUGUCAGGUCUGCCGCGAAUAUCAUUAUUGGUCUGACGACUGUUUUGUAAAUGAUGCCUUAUAUUUCUUUCCCGAUAUUUUUUCUUCAUAUUAUUUCAUUCAGACAACCUGUGGAUCUGUUCGCCCUAUUUACUUGAUCUUCCACUUCUGUUUCGAGCUUUCCGUAGCUAAGAAGUGUUAUGCCUGAAUAUACAGGGUGUGCCGAAAAAAUUGGUCAUAAAUUAUACCAGACAUUCUGGAGUCAAAAAUAGUUCGAUUAAACCUAACUUACCUUAGUACAAAUGUGCCCAUAAAAAAAGUUACAGCCCUUUGAAGUUACAAAAUGAAAAUCAAUUUUUUUUUCAAAGUAUCGAAAACUAUCAGAGAUUUUUAUUGAAAAUUGACAUGUAUCAUUCUCAUGGGAGGAGCAUCUUAAAAAAAAUUAAAGAGACAUUUGUGCACCCCAUAAAAUUUUUAUGGGGGUUUUGUUCCCUUAAACCCCCCAAACUUUGUGUACGUUCCAAUUAAUUCAUUAUUGUGGUACCAUUAGUCAAACAGAACGUUUUUAAAACUUUUUUGCCUCUUAGUAUUUUUUCUAUAAGCGAGUUUUUAUCGAGAUGCGGCUUCUUUUUUAAUAUAUUUACACACAAAUUUUAUGGGGCUUUUGUUCUUUAAACCCCCAAAUGUUUGAGUACGUUCUCAAUUAAAUUAUUAUUGUGGAACCAUUAGUUAAACACAGCGUUUUCAAAACUUUUUUGCGUCUUAAUCGUUUUUUGAUAAGUCACCUUUUAUCGAGAUGUGGCUUCUUUUUCAAAAUAUACCUAAAAAUGCACAAUAUGAGUAAAUUUUCAGAUUGUAACAGGUCUCUAUAAUCGUACUUAACCAUAUACAAAUAUGUGGUGGAUUCGACAAAUAUUCAAAAUAUCUCGAUAAACACUGGCUUAUCGAAAAAGUACUAAGAAGCAAAAAGUUUUAACACUGUGUUUUUAAAGUUAAAAAAGUUUGGGGGGUUUAAGGGAACAAAACCCCCAUAAAAUUUUAUGGGUUGCACAAAUUUCUCUUUAAUUUUUUUAAAGAUGAUGCUGCCAUAAGAAUGCCUCACGUCCAUUUUCAAUAAAAAAUCUCUAAGAGUUUUCGAUAUAUGAAAAAAAUCGAUUUUCAUUUUGUAACUUCAAAGAGCUGUAACUUUUUUGUGUGCACUAUUGUAUAUAGGUAAGUGAGGUUCCAUCAACCUAUUUUUGACCCCAGAAUCUGUGAUAUAAUUUAUGACCAAUCUUUUCGGGACACCCUGUAUAUUUAAACUCCUAAAGGUGAUUCUUGUAAGAACAAAUAAACUUAAAAAAGUAAUGAAUUUAUUUUGUAAUAAGGAGCGUUAUGAAAAGAAUUAAAUUAAAUAUUACCUAAAAGACACUAAUACAAAAAUUAGAGGUAUCAAAAUAUUUUCGUCCAUAUUCACUGGACUAUUAUUAAAUACACAAAUCCAAAUCUCAGUUUUUCUGUAGAAUUAUUUUGGAAACGAAACACCUGCCAAUGUCUUAUAGUUUUAUUAAUAUUAAACUGACUUUAGCAAAUAUACAACUUUCUUGUAAAAAUUCUCGUAUAUCUUGUAAAUAUUGUAUAUAUGUUUUUUAUUUUAUAUGUUAUCGAUUGUUUUCAAAAGCUGUUAUAAAUUCUAGACACCGCUUUCUUUUUCCAAAAAUUAUCAAAAUAUUUUUAUUUUAUGUAAAUGUUUACAGAAGUGUAGAGAAUGAAAAAUCUGAAACUAUGUAAUCACUUCAACUCGUAGUUUGGAUAUUUGUGUUCGCGCGAAACGCAAUACAUUUUUAUAGACUGUAAUAAUAAAUCGAUUUCAAUUUAAAUGCACCAAUUUUAUGGUUUCUAAAUUUUGUUUCACCUUGAAUGUACCCUACCAAUAUUGCAGUUAUUCCAAGAGUCCUGGAAAACAUUAAAUAACUCGAAAAACAAGUAAAAUCCGUUAUAAAAGGUAUAUUCGUUAAAAUUCCCUAAAAAGGGCUACAUCACAGAGCCAGUUUUCGAUCGGAUAACCGAUCAUCAUCAGUGCUGAUAUAAUAACCACCAAAAUACAAAAAUAUACGUGUAAAAACCCUUUAACAUUGAUCUGUCAUGGAAAUAUAGAUUAAAUUCGUGAACUUGGACAUGGAUGUACAAAAUAUCCCAUGUAUUCUGCUCGAGAUACCAUUUGAGCCCAAAUUGACUUGUUCACAUGUUGAAUAGAUGAAGGCAUGCCAUGUUUCCAUGACGGAUCAAUUUUAAAGGGUUUUUACCCGUAUAUUUUUGUAUUUUGGUAGAUCACUGAUGAUGAUCGGUUAUCCGACCGAAAACUAGUUGUGUGAUGUAUCCCUUUUUAGUGAAUUUUAACAAAUAUAUAUUUUAUAAAAGAUUUUACUUGUUUUUUGUAUUAUAUGGUAUACAACCAACUACAGGAAAACUUUUUCCUCGUGGUUUUUUAAAGUAACUCGGACAUGAAAUAAUUUUAAUCUUUUUUUCUUUAAUCACAGUGAUCAUACAUCGUCAUCAUUGGCUCUACAACCCAUGGUGGGUCUUGGCCUGUUCCAGAAUCAUCUUCCAUUCCUUCCUAUCCUUCGCCUUGGUUUUCCAAUUUCGCACUUCUAACACUCGCGCAACUCGUCUUCCACCAUUCACACAUGAUCUCAUUGAUCAUACACUAAACUAUAAUUCUUCAUCUUAAGGUGCCGUGUUCUUUAGAAGGUUGGUGAUCAUCAUGACUACCUAUUUGUAUUCUGUUUAUAGCUUCUCUAAAAAGCUGGUAAGACGAGCAAUUAAACCACUCGCUGAGGUUGCAAUCUUUCUCUGCACGAUGUUCUGCAGAAUCCGGUAUCUUGUUCCUUUCAUCACGUGGCCAAGGUAUUGUAGUUUUCGUAUCUUCAUUACUUAGUUCUGUUUCUUUUAAAAGUCUACGCAAGACAUUCUUUUCUCAUCGUUGAUUAAGUCCGUCAUUGACUUAUUAAUAGUUAAAUACAAUUUUUUGUACUAGAACCUGGGCUAGUGUAGGUACAUCGACACUAGUUACUUAAAACAGGGUUAAAGAUGCAGUGGCGCCGGAAGAGUCCGAAAGGAUCUCCCCGGAAAAAUGCCAUACGAUAUUAUUAUUAUUGUACUUCAAGUUCGCGUAGGAGUGUCUUGUCCAUUGAAUUCUUCAUCUUCUUCAAGUUCCAUCUUCUAUUGAAGAUAGGAAAUCAUCAUGACAAUCAUCUCUAAAUAGUUCUGCACUACUGCAUUCAAACCAUUUCCUCAAGUUCAUAAGCCAGGAAGUCCGUCUUCCCACAUUUCGCUUUUCUUGAAAUUUGCCUUGCAUAAUAAGUCGUAAAAAUGAGUUCUAAGAAUGAAUUCUUCCUCAGUUGAGCAUAAUCCAUUUAGUCUUGAGAUGUUUAGUGGUUGUGUUACAGAUAAUAACAGUACAUUAGAGUAUAUUUCGUUAACUAAUGCAACCCAUUGAUUGUGAGAAAAUAUCGGAUUUGAUCACAACCUCAGUAGUUCAUAAGUGCUGAUAGAUCAGGUUUCAGCUUACCGUGCUAAAUGAUAUUGAUUCCAAAUACCGAAGGAUAUAGCUUAUCUACACUGUUUUUCGGUAUUAAUGUAAACUGUAGGUUCCAUAUCUUGGCAUCCAUUUUAGUACAUUUUUUCGCUAGUGGAUAUACAUAAUAUUUACUUACUGGAAAUGUUAUAUUUUCAUGUUAGUAUAUAAAAUAUAGUAUUCAUAGUACAUUUCUAGAUUUCAAUUCUGAUACAAGUAAAUGCAAACUUUCCUCUCUAUUAUCACGUUUAACGUUUUCAUCUUCUUCAUCUCUGUCAAUAUUUGCAUCAUAUUUUGUAAGAUUUUCACAUGAAUUUUUCACUUUGCUCUAACUUCAUAUCUGUGUAUAAUUAUACUACCUAUCAUCAUGAAGAGAUCGUCAGAGAUCUUUCAUACCUCUAUAUGCUUGGAAUCUAAGAUGACACUACAUUAUACGUUAAGUAUACAGGGUGUCCCCGAAAAUAGAGCGUUCCUUAAAGGUAUAGGUAGAAGGCACCAUGUAGAGCAAAAAAGUGUUAUAACGUUUUGUUCUAAAUGCAACCGUUUGGCUAAAAAACCAAAAUAUAUUUUGGUAUGCAAAUUGAAAUCUGACAACUAUGUAUACAAAAAUCUAAACAUAGACAAUCACAAUUCAAAAAUAGUUGCAGCAUUUUAGCCAUAGGUAUUUACAUUAAACCCUGUCUUCAUCCUAAACAAACAAACAAAUUCUUGUUUUCUUGGAUUUUCAAACAUGGAGUGGUACAAUUAUUUUGCAGGUGUACCUGUCUGACCUACAUUUUGUGGUGUCAAUAAACUAAAUCACAAACAGUUCUUGUACAGUGAUGCCAAAUUAGUUAAUUUUAUGAAAAUAAAAGUUCGCUUAUAUGGCGUCAAUGUAAUUUUUUUUUGGAAACGGUAAACUUUAGAAAAAAUGUUAUAGGACUUUUUUGUUCUACCUUGUGUAUUAUAUCCAUACCUUAAAGGAACGCACUAUUUUCGGGGACACCCUGUAUAUCUAGAUUGAUUGUCACCACGUCUCUAACCAGUUCCACUUCGUUUUUGCUAUUCUUUUCAUAUCCAGUUUUGCUCAGUUUUAUUUAUUUUGUAUCUAUUUCAAGAAUGUUUUUUGCUGCAUUUUUUUUAACAAAAUCGUUUAUUUUUAACUGUUAAAAAUUUCGGAUGAUGCAUGUAGUUGUUGAAUUUUGUUUUGUUUCCAGUUACAAAAAUUACAAAAAUCUCUUAUUUUUAUUCACCUACCUGGACUAUAUUUUAUUGCGGAUAUUGAAAACGCACUGUUGCCACGUGUAUAUAAACAAUCUUAUUCAUCUUAUUAGAAUUUUGUUGUGACCGAAAUUUUCCAUUGAAAAUGAGCAGUUUCUAUUUUCUAGAUCAUAAACAUAAACAAACGAGUUCUGUAGAAGUUUUGUAGAUAUAAUCUCUUUUAUUCAAUAAAUUGUCAAUGAAAAUAUAUGAUUAUAAUAUUUUUUAUAAUUUCGAUUAUGUGAUAAUUGAUGGUGGGAAAUCCAGUACAUUUUAUAACAAUGGUUUCUUGUGAUAAUAUUCUAGUAGUAUUAAAAUGACAUUCAUUUUAUGAUAAGCCAUUUAAUUAAUUCUGUUUUUGGAAUAAUUAUAUUAUAAUGAUAAAAUAAUUAUAAUAGGUCUUGUGCCCACACCUAAAAAAAUUAUUACCUCCCUCAUGACACUUUUUUUAUUUAGUUAUUCAUGCCGAGUCGGACAACUUUUCGAAAAAUUUCGGAAAAUUAAAAAUUUGUCGGACAAUAUUACCAGUUAAUUGCAAAUAUUUUUAUCAAAUAAUCCUGCAAAAAUAUACUGUGAGGGUACAAAUUUUAUGACACUCUAUUUGAUAAAAAUACUUACAAUUUAUUGGUAAUAUUGUUCGACCUGUCUGACACACCAAAGUUUAGAAAGAAACCUCUAUAUUUACGAACGUCCCCUCCCGAAAAUUUUCCGAAUUAGAACAGUUGUCCGACGCGGCGUGAAUAACUAAAUAAACGAAGUCUCAUGAGGGAUGUAAUGAUUUUUUUAAAGUGUGAGCCCAAGGUCUGUAAUAAUGAGGCUCCCAAAUUGUGCUACUUUCCUGUAUCUACGUGUUCCUCCCUUGGUCAUAAUUUGCUGCUGAAACAAAAUUUGAAGCUUUUGGUCACUUUGGCAGCUAAUUUUUUAUCACAUAUGGAAUAUUUUAUAACAAAAUUCAAGUAAAUAUUCUUAAGAGAAUAUCAAUCACCAAAAUUUGAUUUGGUGACAUUAUGUUAAAAUAACUAGGUACUACCAACUGAAAGCUUUUGAAAACAGUCCGUAUGAAAACUUCAUGUCCAGAUUGCCUAACAAAACACAAAAUAGUUGUAAUGUAAAGGUUGGUAAAAAAUGUAUAAUAGUGCCUUUUAUCAGUGCCUCUAAUAUAAAUAGUGUAAAACAAUCAAUGAAGUUUUCAGUGCCUAUACUUGGAAAGUAUUAAAUGGAGUUAAAGAUUGUAUAUUUUGUAAAAUGUUUUGCAAUGUAUUUUAAUGAAACAAAAGAGCUUUUGUAAUAAAAAAGAAAUAAAAUUCAGCUUUGUCAUUUAUAAGAACAAUAAAUUGUUUCUUUUAA